AUGCCCCAUACCGUGCAGCCCUCCGGGGGCCCCAUCCCCCUCGGCUCCUCGGUCCCAGCCCUCACAGCCCAUGCCAUCUCCGUCUCCCUGCCCACCUGGGAAGACAACGUCGGCUACGAGGAGGGAGAUAAACGAGUAGUCGACAAGAUGGAGACCGGUUACCCUCGCUUCUUCAUCCACAGGAGUAUUCAAAAGCUUGCGGCAUUAUGUCUUGCAAAAUUCGGUCAGCCGAAUGAGCUCUGCAUCCUCCUCCCUACCCCCAAAGUCGCUGGCGAAGGACGGGACUUUCUCGCCAAACGGACUCCCUCGGUCCAGUCUCGAGCAGUCGAGUUUGUCAUUUGCCCCUCCGCCAACUCCCUUAUCGACCCUUCUGCGGCCAAGUCUCUAGGUGUCGAUUGCAUCGAGCUCCAGAUUCUCUUGUUCAGCAAGGAGCACUGGCCUUUCGCCAAGGCAUUCUGGCAGCACACUGGUGACGGUAUCACUUCUCGGUGUGCUGAAAAGGCUCUUGCGUUCCUCGGCGAGACUCCGGCUGGUGUUGAACCCAGAACCGCGUCGCCUCCCGCCCUGGAAAGACCGGCCAGCAAAGCCCCGAGCACCCGCAAUAGGCACUACUCUCGCCGGACUACCUCUGUUCCUCCUACCCCCACUACCCCCAACGACUCUGCCAACAACACUCCCUCUUCUUCCAUCAUCCUGGACAAGCCCUCGGCCAACCCCGUCCCCGUUUCUGAGGAGAAUCUGACACCCGACUUGACCACCUAUCUCGAAGAGCGAUACGGCCGAAAUCUCCCACUGUUCAAUGCCCCUCUCGCCAAACAGGCUUUGAAGAGGCGUAUUGCGGGUGGAUUGCUGCCGAGUGAUGAAGGUUAUGGCGAAAUUGAUGAUGUGGCGCGGGGUGCUGGGUCUGGGGAGAGGGGGGUCACUGAAGAGGAUGUGUACUUGUACCCUUGUGGUAUGAGUGCUAUUUGGCAUGCGCAUGAUAUCUCCCGGGUGGCACGGAGAGCGAGGGGAGAGGUGGAGGGUAAGAGUGUCUGUUAUGGCUUCCCCUACACCGACACUCUCAAGAUCCUCGACAAGUGGGGCCCGGGAUGUCAUUUCCUUGGUAUUGGCGGGGCUGAAGAGGUCGAAGCCCUUGAAGAGCUCCUUAUCGCGAGUGAAAAGAACCCCGAUGAAGGCCAAAUCCUCGCCCUCUUUUGCGAGUUCCCCUCCAACCCACUCCUCAAGAGUCCUGAUCUCGUCCGGAUUCGAAAGCUCGCCGACAAAUAUGGAUUUGUGAUUGUCGUCGACGAGACAAUCGGCAACUUUGUAAAUGUCGAGGUGGUCACUUUUGCGGAUAUCGUGGUCAGCAGUUUGACAAAGAUUUUUAGUGGAGAUUCAAACGUCAUGGGUGGAAGUCUGAUCUUGAACCCCAACGGGCCCCUGUACGCCGAUCUCAAGGCUGCCCAGGACUCUACCUACGAGGACCACUACUUCCCCGAAGACGCCGUCUACAUGGAACGUAAUUCACGAGACUAUCGCGCUCGUAUUGAAAAGGUCAAUAACAACGCGUACGACGUCUGUGACCUGCUCUACAGACGUUCCCUCGACGAUACCACAUCUCCUGCCGAAGGCAAAAUCAUCAAAAAGGUGUACUACCCCAGAUAUAUCACAUCUGAUACCUAUGCCGCAGCGCAAAGAAAGCAAACACUGGGCAAGGGCGGUUACGGUGGAUUGUUCUCUCUGACUUUCACCUCUCUUGCUGCUUCCCAGGCGUUCUUUGACACUUUGGAAUGCGCCAAGGGACCGUCACUGGGCACGAGCUUCACUUUGGCAUCGCCUUACACCAUCUUGGCUCACUACCUCGAGCUGGAUUGGGCGGCGCAAUAUGGUGUGGAGAAGGGAUUGGUCAGGAUCAGUGUGGGUCAAGAGGACAAGGCGGUGUUGAAGGGAUGGUUCGAGUCAGCUCUGGCGGCAGCGGAGACUGCCGAGAGGACUGCCAAAGCAAACGGAAUUAAUGAAUGA
This is a messenger RNA of Cryptococcus wingfieldii CBS 7118, 2001 nucleotides long. RefSeq names its product cystathionine gamma-synthase. The coding region runs from base 1 to 2001 and encodes 666 amino acids. Gene Ontology annotation, molecular function: cystathionine gamma-synthase activity; pyridoxal phosphate binding. The transcript has 4 exons. Gene Ontology annotation, biological process: transsulfuration. The record is from RefSeq and is a predicted model, not a curated record. Lineage: Eukaryota; Fungi; Basidiomycota; Tremellomycetes; Tremellales; Cryptococcaceae.